UGGCACUUAAUUCUCAUAUUAGGUUGGAAUAUUCAACGAGAAAAAAACAACCGCUAGGCGAGUAGUCGUUCCACCACCAAAGUGGUUUGUGGUGAGCAGCUAGAAGAGGGUGGCGUGGAUGUCGACAUCGGCGUGCAUAUUUUGCGAAAUCGCGCGCUCCUCCUCCUCCUCCUCCUCGACCCGCCUCGUCCACCAGGAUGACAAGAUGGUGGCUUUCCAGGACAUCAAACCUGCUGCUUUCCGACAUUACUUGGUCAUCCCUAUUCAGCACAUCCCAACAGUGAAAAACCUCCAAAGAGGAGAUGAACACUUUUCUUUGGUUACUCAAAUGCUGAAUGUGGGCAAAACAUUGUUACAACAAGAAGCCUCGCAAUCUAAUGUGCAUAGAUUUGGCUUUCACAGACCUCCUUUCAACAGUGUUGACCAUCUGCACCUUCAUUGCCUAGCACUUCCUUUUAUGCCAAGCUGGAAAUACAUCAAGUAUACAUCAAUGGGGCCUCUUGGUGGAUUCGUAGAAGCAGAGAAGCUCUUGGAGAAACUUAAGCCUUUAUAGUUAUAUCCAAUGUAUAGGGUUUAUUAUAGCUUUGAGCUCAAGAAGUUUAUUGAUUCAAUAUAUCCAAGGUACUUGAAGAUCU
This is a messenger RNA of Beta vulgaris subsp. vulgaris (sugar beet), 635 nucleotides long. Its product is annotated as bifunctional adenosine 5'-phosphosulfate phosphorylase/adenylylsulfatase HINT4. The transcript is spliced from 7 exons. NCBI's taxonomy places the organism in Eukaryota, Viridiplantae, Streptophyta, Magnoliopsida, Caryophyllales, Amaranthaceae. Gene Ontology annotation, molecular function: catalytic activity. Bases 119 to 553 code for a protein of 144 amino acids. The record is from RefSeq and is a predicted model, not a curated record.